AUGGCAAGUGGUACUACCAUUCUCGUUCUUCUCCUGGUUUUCGCAUCAUUGGCAGAAUCAGCUAUAACUCAGUUUAAAUGGUCUGAUUGUGCUGCCAGCGACCCGAACAGGGCAUUAAAGAUAGAUGAAAUAACAGCUACUCCCAUGCCAUUAGUUACACCUGGUCCACUCAAUUUCCACCUUAAGGCUUCUGUCACCAGAUCUAUCACUAAAUGGUCACUGAGAUUAGAUAUUAACAGACAUACGUUUGCUGGAACUGUCCAUGUACCAUGUCAAAAUGAAUUUGGCUCUUGUACCUAUGAUGGAUGCCAGAUAUUAGACAAGAUGAAAGCAAACGCUGAUCCAGGAAUAGUUGAUAUAGCGGGUCAAGUUUUAACUUUAAUCAAUACUAAUAAUAUUGAUAUAACUUGUCCAACUAAAGCACAAUCAGUUAAUAUUGGUACUACUGUUAUCAAAGUUCCUGAACUAGGAGCAUUUGCUAAUGCCCUUGCUGAUAUAACUACGAGCAACGUACGGGCAUUUCACGAAGUGUAUACUUGUCGUUACGACUAUAGUAGUUACAGUCUUUACGUUUUUGUAGCUUUUAUACUUUUCCCCAAACAGAAAACCUUAAUGAGAAUACGUAUCUAUUCGUAA
Lottia gigantea (owl limpet) is the source of this 636-nucleotide messenger RNA. RefSeq lists its product as hypothetical. The transcript is spliced from 4 exons. Gene Ontology annotation, cellular component: cytoplasmic side of plasma membrane. The coding region runs from base 1 to 636 and encodes 211 amino acids. Gene Ontology annotation, molecular function: lipid carrier activity; enzyme activator activity. Lineage: Eukaryota; Metazoa; Mollusca; Gastropoda; Lottiidae. The record is from RefSeq and is a predicted model, not a curated record. Gene Ontology annotation, biological process: ganglioside catabolic process; lipid transport.